Messenger RNA from Hypanus sabinus (Atlantic stingray), 10534 nucleotides. RefSeq names its product HMG box transcription factor BBX. Lineage: Eukaryota; Metazoa; Chordata; Chondrichthyes; Myliobatiformes; Dasyatidae. Gene Ontology annotation, biological process: regulation of transcription by RNA polymerase II. Gene Ontology annotation, molecular function: RNA polymerase II transcription regulatory region sequence-specific DNA binding; DNA-binding transcription factor activity, RNA polymerase II-specific. Gene Ontology annotation, cellular component: nucleus. Bases 396 to 2723 code for a protein of 775 amino acids. The transcript has 14 exons. The record is from RefSeq and is a predicted model, not a curated record.
GCUUCUCGCCCUCGUACAAACAGCCGGGGAGAGGAGAGAAGAGGAGAGGAGAGAGAGUGAGUGUGUGUGAGAGAGAAAGGGGGCAGAGGGAGAGCGCCCUCGGGUCAGUGGUCAACUUCUCCUGCUGACUGUCACUCGCACAACAGCCGACUUUUCAAACACACAACUUCUCUCUCUCUCCCUCUUUCUGUCAUCGGGCCGGUGAUCACCCUGCACAUUAAUACGGGAGGGAGAGAGAGAGAGAGAGAAGGAGGCUUUAACCGGCCGCUAGCGCCGGGCUGGAGUCUGGGCCGCCGCCACCCGCCCGCCCGCCAGGUCGUGAUCAAGUGAGAAGGAUUUUGAGAAGAUUCAUCUUCAUCACAUCAAUUUCUAUUUUAAUUAUUUGGCACAGCACCAUGAAAGCUAGCAGCAGAAACAAAGACCACUCAGCAGAUGGCGAUGGGACUGGAAAAAGACCAAAACGGAAGUGUCUUCAGUGGCAUCCAUUGCUUGCCAAAAAGAUGCUGGACUUCUCUGAGGAGGAGGAGGAGGAUGAGGAAGACGAAGAUAUUGAUAAGGAUGCUUUGAGCACAGAGGGACUUGAACAUGAGGCAGAUGAGACAGAUGAUGACUCCUCUGAACAGCGAGCUCGCAGGCCAAUGAAUGCAUUUCUUCUGUUCUGCAAACGGCAUCGCUCUUUGGUUCGGCAACAACAUCCUCGUCUAGACAACCGUGGUGCUACAAAAAUUCUGGCAGACUGGUGGUCUGUCUUAGAUCCAAAAGAAAAGCAGAAAUACACUGACCUUGCUAAAGAGUAUAAGGAUGCUUUUCUAAAGGCCAACCCUGGUUACAAAUGGUGUCCAACAACAAACAAGCCACUGAAGAGUCCAUCACCUACUGUCACAACAAGGAAGAAGCUUUGGACAUUUCCAACAGAACCGACAAAGGACUUUCCCAUCAUCAAAAGGGUGGUAAAGACUGAGGAAAUGCCACAAAUCAACUUUGCUAUGGCAGAUCCCACUCAAAUGGGAGGACUCAGCAUGCUGCUCUUAGCGGGAGAACAUGCCUUAACAGCCAAGGAGCCAGGGGUUCCGGAUUCGAAGCAGUGUGGGAAUUCUGCAUUAUUUCAGCUAGCAGAGAUGUGUUCAGACCGGUUGGUAACAGAAGGAGUAAAAACUGAAUCUUCUACAAUUAUCCUGGAAGAUGAGCAUAAGCCUGAGAUCCCCACUGUUAAUUCUCCAAUUGGUACAAAGAAUGACAUUAAUACUAAGCCAAGGGAGUGGAUUGCUAAUGAAAAACCAUUGUCUUUGCUAACUGACAAUUCUAUGACAAGUCUUAACAAAGGUGAAAAAAUUAAGAAAAAGAAAAAGAAGAAAGUUAAACUUGAAUCUACCAAAGCUGAUAAACAGACAUUUAAAAAAAGUGGAAAGAAACGGAAAUCUUCUGAGUCUGACAUAGAUAGUUUAAUGUAUACUAUAGAUGCUGUGGCUAAAGGUGACUGGGGCACUGAAAAGCCUUCAGUAAGUCCGGUAAAAAGUGGACGGUGCUCAGCAAAGUCAACUGAAAAUCAAUUAUACUCUGUCUCCAGCCCACCAAAGAAAAAAAUUAAACCAAAACCAAUAAAAUUAUCUGCUGAGAAAGUUUCAGAAUUCAACAAACACUCAAAGGUGUCUGAUUCUGAGAAGAUUACCACCAGCCCCAUCAAAACUGAAACAUUUCCUAUAACUGAUCAACUACUUUCACAUAGUGCGCUAAGUGAAGUGAAAGGUGAAAGCAAGGAAAUCAACAAAAAAACAGAAGCUUCUGGGUCCAGAAAAUCUGAACGAGCAUGUAAAGGUGCCCUUUACAAGACUUUAGUGUCAGAAGGCAUGUUGACAUCUUUACGGGCUAAUGUUGACAGAGGCAAGAAAGCUUCAGGGAAAGGGGGAUCCUCUGAUCAUGAAGGAUGUUGGAAGGAGGAUGAUUGGACAUUUUCAAAUGUUGGAAGCAGUGGAACCAAAAAGUUGAAAAAAUUGAAACAAAAAGAUGAAUCAGCCCUUGGCUUAGGGAAUCUAGAGCAGGAAUUUGAAAAGAAAUUCAACAGCCUUCCACAAUACAGUCCGGUAACCUUUGACCGCAAGAACUCAACAGUGACGAGGAAAAAGAAGAAGAACAGGAGUGGAUCCACUGAGCAGCUGAAGUGUGAUAAAGGAUCAUCUGCAUCUCAGAAAAUAGUCAGCAAGUUUAAACACCAAAAGGACACACUUCAUUUAACUGAUAAAGCCAUAUUCCCACAAGAUACGAGCUCUGAGGAACAUGCGGAGAAAGCAGAUCAUACACUAUCAAUUCCAAGCAGUCUACUAGCGGUCACACAAGAACCGCUCGUUGGCAGCCAAAAGCGCAAGGCCAGAAAAACAAAAAUAACGCACCUAAUCCGAACAGCUGAUGGACGAUUGUCACCUGCAGGGGACCUAUCAAAGGAGAAGAUGUUAUGUAAACAGGAGAAGAAAAAGCAGCCAGAAAAGACAGAUGCUUUGACUAGUGCAGUCAACUACGGUAGCUCAGAAAAUGAACAGGUUUGCAGUAUUUCACCGGAAGUGCAAACUACAUCAGCUAUCCCAGCAUUCUUCAGUUUAGCUGCCUUGGCAGAGGUUGCGGCAAUGGAAAAUGCACACAGAGGCCAACAUGCAGUUUCUCUGAACCACGAUGGACAGCCCAAGGAAAUGGCGCAAACGGCAGUACUUAUCUCCUGUGCAGACCAAUAAUCUAUGAUUGAUUUGUAUCCCAACAAAAUCUGCAACAGGGGAUGAAUCCGUAAGGCCUGAUAUUGACUGCAUUGUGGGAAUCUCACCUUUCCAUGGCUGGACAGUGCAGGUGGGAGGCACAGUCUGAAUAAUGUCCCAUAGACAGGCUCAGAAUAUAAACAAAUGGGGUUAAUCCAGUUUCCUCAGCUGUUGCACCCAAUCUGAAGACAACUUAGUUAUAUAAAAGAAUUGCUGUUACACAGAACAAAAGGCCAUGAAAUCUACUGGCAACUCUUGCAGUUGGACGCUAUGCGAUUAGAGUGUGAGCUACUCAGAUUUGCUGCAAAUUUUAGCUUUUCUCAAGUAACACUGAUGCACUGUGCUAGUGACUAGAUAUCGUCAAGUUCUCUUUAUUUUCCCUAUUUUUUAAAAAGAAGCACAUUAUGAUUUAAGUUUUACAAAAACUGUAAUCAUGAACUUCUACCUGAUCACUGAAAUGAUGGUGGGAAGAAAGUAUAUUAUUAAAAAUACUUAACAUUUUGCUCAUUACAUUAAGAAAUUUUAUUUCAACAGCAUCUACUUAGUUGAAAAUAUCUCUUAAUCUGUAGUUGAGUUUAAAAGUGAAUCUGCCUCUGAACAGAUGGUACAUUUUUUUUACACACUGUUUUUGCUUGAGUUUUUUUUCCAUAACGACUUCAUACCUAUUGUUUUCACUUCAUAUUGCUAAACCUCACUGACCCUGCAUUGGGCCAGUUUACUGGACAUGACUGUUUUCCUAUAUACUGUCAAGAUAUGUAAAAUAAUUUGCUUAUUUUUUUAAGCAAUUAGGCACUAAUAGUGGCAUAAAUCCUGUAAGCUUUUUAGGUUCCAACUGUUGCACUGCUGUGUUUUUACAGUGAAUGAUUAUUACGAUGGUUGUAGGGUUACUAAUUCAGCAAAUUACUGAAGAGAAAUUCAGGUUUUAUUUCAGGUUGCAGAAGUAUAUCAGCACAAAGAAAUCAACAUCUUCUGUCAGACCAACAGCUAGAAUUACUGAUGUUUUGUACUACUUUGUUUAAAUGCAAAAUAUUUUAUUCCUUAUAUUAGUUGAAGAUCAUGUUACCAGAAUGGGAAAACAACUGGGGAUUACAAAGAACAUUUCAAAAUAGUUGUUCAAAUUUUAAGGAUAUUACUCUACAGUCUCAAACACAGUUCUUACGCAGUUCAGUGAAGUCACAGUAAUACAGAUGUAAUUAUAAGCUAUGGGUUGUAUUUUAUGGUUAUUAGUUCAACAUCUUGAUACCGAUAAUCCUGAAAAUAGAUUAAUACUGUGCAACCAGUAGUCUAUUUUCAGGACAUUCACAAGGAUUAUUUAAUAUUUAAUAAGCACCACAGAAUGGAAUAGUACAUGCUGUUCACAGAAAUGAAACUUGGUUAUUUUAGUAAAUUUUUAUUGGAAUUUGCAACGAAAUAGUACAGUUAAAAUGAAACAAAUUUUUCCAGAGCAUUCCUACUGAUUAUCUAAACACUUUUUUUCUGGACUAGGUCUGAAUUAAUCUUAAAUUUGGUGUGACACCUAUAACAGAGAUGUUAACAUGGGCUCAUUUAGCCUUUGUACUGUACUAAUUUUAAUACAUUUUUUGACAAAAUGAUCAUAUGCCCUACAAUUUACAUUUGUGAAAUUAAACUUCUGAUUUAAAAUUUAAACUUCCAGGAUUUAUGUUUUAGAUUGAUAAGUAGAAUUAAUGAAUCAGGCGAGUGACAGAAUGGCAAAGGGCUUAUGUGCAUGUGCCAUUAUUUCAGAGUUCUAAAAUAAGAUGCACUUAACAGUUCCUUUAAUAAAAACCUAUUAUAGAUUCAAAAGUAAUCUUGAUUGUCAGGUUAAUGUGCUUUUUCAAACUCAGUAAAGGAACUUGACUUGGCCUUGUGAACUAGACAGAUGCUUUGAAGAUCGAAAGUGUUUGCCUCAAAGAAGAUUUGUGGUAAUGUUGGUCAUUCUCAGGACUUCUAAAAGUGAUUUAAAAACUUUCAGUAAUGCCUUAAAUGGUACAAGCCAUCAUGAUCCUGUUUUUAUUUAAAUUUGCACUCUUGUGCUGUAUUUGUUAAUUAUACUGACAGUUCUACGUUGUAUCUUUACCCCAGGUAUAAUCUGCUAAUAGUGAGGCACAAAUAAAACUAAUGCUGAGGACUUGUACCAAAUAUAUGACCAAUGAUGUCUUCCAACAGCAUGUGCCACAGAGCGUAAUAGUAUGUGGGCAGCAGAUGAAACCAGAAGUAAGCUCACCACGUUAGUUCUGCAGUGAAAUCAUAGUGAAGAAGAGAGGUUGGGGAUGCAUGGGGAAAACAGUAGCUGCAGUUAUAGGACCUGGUGGAGGAAUCGGGAGGGAAUUUGAUUCUCUACAGAAUGCAAAGCACAGAAACCUGAAUACAUCUAAUUGUACGACUCAGAUAAGAGAAAUAAAUAUAUACUUCACUGUUCAAAAAAACUUCAGCUACUAGAGCAUGUAUUGUUUUCUUAUUGGAAAUGUACAACUGACCGCAGGAUUCACUUAAAUGUUGUGUUAGUUUAUGGUUCAUAUUUCAUCUUUGAAUACUUUGGGAAGGUCAUAAAAAUGAUUAGUAAGUUCUAAACAUUGCCCAAAUACAUGAAACUGGUUCACCUGGAUCUGCAAAUAUCAUCCAUCAAAUCCUUUACCAAAGUGAAAUUUUUGCUGCAAAGACAUAAUCCCUAGGAUGAGUUGUGGAACUGGCACAUCAGCAAUAGGGAAUUUAAUGUAUCAGAAUUGUUGAUUGAAUUGCAAUACCAAACUAGCCAUAUAUAUUUUCGAAAGCUAUGGCUGUAUUACUGUAUUCUGGGCUUCGGUCUUAACUGCUGACACAGAAGAUAGAUGCACUUUUCUCAACCAACAAUAUAUGAAACUGUAAAACAUCCCAAUUUUACUUUGAGCGCAAUUUGAAAUUUGCCAUUAAUUUUUCCAGUCACAGAGUACAGGCUAUGAUUAGGCAUAAAGUAGCUGGAACACUCCAUCCUGGUAACAUGAUUCUUUAUACAAUUGUAUGCAGCUUUAUACAAUAUUUUGUUUCUCUUUUCACUCUAGCUGUAAAUAACAUCUGUUAAAGUUUUGUGAAAUUGUCAUCCUUCGCUUGUCAUUAGAAAUAUUGUCUUUUCCUUGUUGUAGAAACCAGCUUCUGCCCAAAGUCUAGCUAAUAUUUAAAAAUGGAGAAGUACACAAAAGUAACUGUAUUUAAAUGUUACAAUGCUUUUUCACAAAAGUUGAGUAUAAUGAUAAAAAUGUCUACUUUUUAUGCCUGACCAAGUAGAAUACAAUUCAUUGUAUUUUUGCAUUAAUUUGUUUGUUUUACUGUUAAGUGACGUUUCCAUGACAUUGAUAAGUGGGGUAUGGAGUUUAAUAGUGAGCUCCUCCUUUGAAUUAUAGAAAGAGAGUGUGACUAUUUUGAAGUAUAGCUUAUUGCACUUGAUAUCACUUUUUUAGCAUGUGAAAAGACUGCAAAAUUUGAUCACCAAUGUAGAGAAGUGUGAGUUCCUAAACCAGGUAAUGGAAUGCCUAUCAGUUGUCCUAUUCUGGAAGUGUACCCAUUUGCUUACAAAGAGCUUUACUAUUCAUGGAUUGAACAAAGCAAAUAACAGGGAGAAUUAAUGAAUCAUAUCUGUAGAAUACUGCUUCUGUUUUCACUACAGUAAAUUGUUAUGUGAGAAGCAGUGGGAAUAGCAAGAGCUAUUAUAGACUGAAUGUACUGUUCUUGCCACCGUUGUGCAGUAGGAUGGAUAUCGCUGGGUUUUUCAUUGUGGCUCAAUCUUUCCUGAAACAUUAGCACACUUAAAUUUUGCCCACUGUGCAUAUUUGAAUGGACACAUCAUGCGAAACUUGGGUCUGUGCCAGAAAUCUCUCCAGGUUUCUACUCCAAUGCCAUAACCUUAGAAGUUGUUUGAUGAAUACCCUGUAAAAAUACAGUUCUGUGGGAGUAAAUGUAGGAAGGCCCACAGUAGAAAUUUAACAGCCAGGCAAUUAACACUGAUGUGCACUCAACUUCAUUACCAUCUUUAAACAAACAUAUUUCUUGGGGAUCUGUUUUGUUAAAGAUUUGAUACUUGAUAUAACUAUUGGAAAAAUUCAUAGAACAUUUAUACAUUGGGAUUACAUAUUACCAAAUUUCAUUUUGAUCAUUUUUAAAAUGCUGAAUCAUCGAAGGUUAGUUAUUAAAUCAGUUCAGAAAUUAUUUCUGCAUAGAGAACAUCCUAUGAUUAUAUUUCUUUUAAGUGAGUUGCAAUAAUAGUUACGUAAGGCUUCUAAUGUGUUCCUCCUGCUGGAAUUGUUUGUGUAACUAAAAUGAUAUAAUGAUCUGCCAAUCUACAUGGUAUUACAAGUUACACUGUUAGUUUUAGCAACCUAAGAUUUUCCAUUAAUCUGCAUGGGAAUAGUCCAGGCAAUUUCAGUCUGAUAUGUACAGAAGAUUUAUCUAAUCCUUGAUUUAAGUGUUUUAUUUACAAAGCAUCACAUGCAUAAUUUAUAGUAGCAUAUUUUAAAUAGCUUUUGGUAUUAAGAAAUGCAAUAACCAAUCACUUUUUCUAUUGUGAGUACAAUGAAUGAGACAGUUAAGGGUAGAAUUGUAUGUAUAUUUGGAGUUCAUCCUCCUGUAGAAGAGUUAGAAAGCAGUCGAGCAGUCUUAAAGGCAUAACUCUAUUACCUACAUACAAAGACAAAAAAAGACUAAUUUUGAUUGCAAACAUUUAAAUUUGUUGAAGACCAAGUUGAUAAGUCACUCAAUUUUUCAAAGCCUGUGUCAUAAAAAUGAAUAAUAAUUUGUUAAACUGAGCAUUAAUAGGUUUAUUGUUAAAGAUUACUCUGAAUAAGAAUGGAAAUGGCAGCACAUUAUUAUUGUCAAGUAACUAAUAAUCAUUCAGACAAGAAAUCCUGGGAUAUUGAUCUAAUUUCAUUGUAGAUGUGAAAAUAUGCUUUCUAGAUGGAAUUUCAUAAUUCAGAUAUAACAUGCACAUCUUUAUUGUAGAUGAUUAUUUUAAAUAUUAGAACUUUAACAGAUAAUAUAAUGUAAUUUCUUUUUUACCUUCUAUUGUAAGGCAUAGCUUAAGAAACUCAAAAUGUGCAGUGUCUGGAAGACAAAUCUCUGGCCUUAAAAUUACUUAAGUUUUUCUUAAAUUGGAAUAGCAAACAAAGACAGCUUUACAAAAUUUAAACUUUUUAAUAUUGUUAUGUCUUAGUUAUAAUUGCUGCAGUAAUGAUGUAGCCAAAGGGUUCAUUUGUAGUAGUAUUUCUUACACAUUGUUUGAAGUUGAAUGAAGAAAAUGUUUACUUUUUAAAAUAUAUAUAUAUUGAAAGGAAAAUAAGUCUACUGACCUAGUUGUGUCUACCAACUAACAUCUUUUAUAUUGUACCUAUUUGGUCACAGGUUGAAGCCUUGGCCACAGUAAACUAGUCCAGUAGAAAUCCCAAAUAACAAGAGGAAUACAAUGAUAAAACAUUGUGUAAUGUACCAUUAAAAGCAUGGAGUGUGGCCUAAAAAGGGAGGCAGGAAGCUGUAAUGCACCUAAUCUAUUGACCAAAUGUAUGAUGCAAUUUAAUAAUUUAUAAAUGUUUGUUUUUGGCCAAUUAAAAUGAUUUCAGUAGUAUAUUUGUAAAUGGUGGCUCACCAAGUAGGCUGAAAUAUUUAAUUUUUUUGGAAAGGGGUAGAAUGAUGUAAUAAUGUACAGUUGAUUUUAAUUUUAAUACCAAAAAUGCAGGGAUGUUUUCUGAUUCACAAGAAGUAUUAAAGGAAUUAUAUUUCAUUAGAAUAAAAAGCAAAUUUAUAAAUACAGUAGACAGUCUGAAUUAUAUUUACUAACUUUGAAGACCAGCAUAAAUUUCUGUCAUUAUUCGAACCAUUAGGGUUUAGUUAAAACAGUUUAAAGGAAGAUCAGCACCUUGCGCACUCAUUCCAGACCAACAGAGAAAUGUUUGGGCAUACUUAUAAUAAUUGUUAAUUGUUUUUGAACUUCAAAUUAACAUUUCUAAUGUUUAAAUUAAACAAGGCUAUUAAUGGCAAUAUGUGUUUAAUGCUUAAGAAAAUUAAUAUCAGACCAUUUGAAAUAAAUAACUGAAUUAAGAGCAGACUAUGCACACAAAAUUGCAUUGUCUGCAGUUUCAAUUUUAUACAUUCAAGGCACUUGUUGAAAGACAGAAUAUGUCUAUUUUAUCCUUGAGUUGAUGAAAUAAAUCAAUUAUGGAGCACAAGAAAACUUUAAUUUAGUUUAAUUUUUCAUUGUCUUUCAAAAAUGAUCACAUAGUAAUUUUGAUUCCAAUUAAAAUUUAGUCUGGAGGGCUUGUUUAAAUAGUGCUAUUACAAUGUCAUUCUUUUAAAUGAAAUGCCAACCACCAACCAACAUAGAAGUUACUGGAAAUAUUUGGACCACUCCCUUUUAAAUGUUAGUUUGAUGUGAAUUUCUAUUCCAUCUGAGAGCUGGGAAGAAUGCAUUGGUGAGCUUUGAGGAAGCUAGGUCACUGUCACUGAAUGAACCAAUAAUUUUGAUAUUAACACUGCAUUAGGAAAAGACCAUAAUUUUUUGAGAUCACAAUCAACAAUUCUUCCCUUCAGUAUUUGGAGGUCUUUGGUGAUCCAGAUACUUUAAAUCAUUUAUACCGGUAAAACAUAGGUUCAGAGUUUCAGGUGUGUCACUGUAAUCAUGAAACCAAUAGAGCCAUUAUGGUAGUGUUUUGUUGGCAAAUAAUCCAUUUACAGUUUGAAAACUCAUGAAGGGACUGAUCAAAUUCAUGGAAGGCACUUUAUACAUACCUUCAUUCAUAGAAACAUCUAAGGUAAUUAAAAACAUGAUAUUUCCUUUAAUAAUAUUACUCAUACAGACCCAAAGAUCAGAGUCUGAGCCUAACCACUCUGCUCAGUGCUGGUUCCUCCUCCAUAAGCUUACUUAACAGGCACUUUGGAUGUUGUUGACUCUGUUAGCAGACUCCCAAAGAGCAGGACAUUCAAUGGCUAAUAAUCCUCCCGUCAGUUCUGAAGCACCAAGAUACACUGAUGCUUAAAAGAAAAACAGCUAACCGUCAGUGUCAUCUUGUAACUUGAUCCAAAUACAAAAUCACAAUGUUUGAAAGGGGCUAACUGUGGUUCCUAAGACGAUGACUUUUAAAAUUGCUUGUAGGCUUGGUACACAUUAGAAAUGCACAGAGCAGUGAUGAUGUUGAUGAUCCUCACUAUACUGAAAUAUUUGCCUUUUUUUUACUCUUGUUGCAGGCAACAAAGUAGAUGAAGUAGCAUUUAACUGCACCGUUUAAUGGAGUACCACAGUUCAUAAUAUUAAUUGAAAGGGUUAAUAGUAUGGCUGAAAGUCAUUGCUAAGUCUUGCAAGGCACUGUGGUUCUAAGCUAUUCAUUUAAACAUACUUGCGGUAACUGGGAGACUGCUAUAGGUUCCUGAAAGAGUAAUGCCAGUGACGUAUAAUUUCAAAAACAUGAAGCAAAAUUCUUGGUGAUGUUAGGAGAUCCCUAUUACAUGAGAAUUAGUUCUUGUUACAGAAGGUGCCUGUGUAUAUAGCUCCUUUGUAUUGCUUUGAGCAGAGUCCCUUAUAUAUUUCUUACUAAUAUGCUCUGUAGAAAUUGAAUUCAGAAAUUUUACUACUGAUAAUUAAGAGUUUAAAGCCACUAAUUAUAUAAAAGUUGCAUAAUUUGACAGAUGAUCAUUUUAUAUUGCGUACUGUUUAUUGCCUGUCUGUUUAGUUUUGUGAUUGAAACACAGUUUUCCUUUUCACUAUGUUAUAAUGCUGUAUGCUGCUGCAGUGUUAUUCUCAUUAUUUCCAAGCAGGCAAUAAAGCAUAUUGUACAGUA